AUGUUUCUGCGACGACUAGGUGGCUGGCUACCUCGGCCCUGGAGCCGCCGGAAACCAACGAAGCCUGACAUGUCUGCCCCAGAACCCAGACAGAUGGACAGCUCCCCAGAGAAUUCAGGGAGUGACUGGGACAGUGCACCUGAAACCAUGGGAGAUGUGGGGCCCUCUAAAACCAGGGACUCAGGGCUACAGAAGAGCUCGAGGACUGCUCCAGAUUCAAGCAGGACCCCCCUAGUAGCUCAGCUAGGGAGCCGAAGAAUGGAUUCCCUCAAGUUGGAAAAGGCAGCCACUGGUACUGAAGAGUCUGGAGGGGCCAUUCCCAAACUGGGACAGGAUCCAGUAAACCCAGGUGGUUCCAGGAGAUCUGGGGUUCCCCCUGAAGGGGGACUAAGCCCCCCUGAGCUGGAAACUCCGGUGGAGAAGUCAGGUCGACAUCAGAAGUUGCUGGGCUGGCUACGAGGGGAAUCAGGUGGUGGUACAGCUGCGCCCCCAACAUACCUGGGGAGCCCAGAGGAGCGGCUGCAGAUCUCCACCAACCUGACCUUGCACCUGUUGGAGCUGCUGGCCUCAGCCCUGCUGGGCUUAUGCUCUCGACCACUACGGGCAGCACUGGACGCGUUGGGCCUGCGUGGGCCAGUAGGUCUCUGGCUGCAUGGGCUGCUGUCCUUCCUGGCUGCCCUACAUGGGCUGCAUGCUGUGCUGAGCCUCCUUACUGCCCACCCUCUACACUUUGCCUGCCUUUUUGGCCUCCUGCAGGCCCUUGUGCUGGCUGUCAGCCUCCGGGAUCCCAGUGGAGAUGAGGAGGCCACUGACUGGGGAGGUGAGAGGUUGGAGAAGGAGGAUGAAGAGCAGAAGGGAGACCCAGGAAAGGGGCUUUGA
Molecule: messenger RNA, 879 nt
Organism: Chrysochloris asiatica (Cape golden mole)
Lineage: Eukaryota; Metazoa; Chordata; Mammalia; Afrosoricida; Chrysochloridae
Product: chromosome unknown open reading frame, human C6orf47
Exons: 1
Coding region: 1-879 (292 amino acids)
Source: RefSeq, a predicted model, not a curated record